AUGCCUCUCCACAUUGCUGCAGAUCGCCGCCGCUUGGCGAUCGCUGCUGCUUUGACUCAGGCUUGCGCAGACCCAAACGCAGUUUCUCCGCUGGGCGGAGCGACCCCACUUUCUGCUGCAGCCGCACAUGGGGAUCUGCGCAUCGUUCAGCACUUGUUGCAGGCCCAUGCCAGUCUGGAUUUGCCAGGUUCGAACGGCAGAACGCCUUUGCUAAUGGCCAGCAUACAUGGCCACCUUGGUGUAGUAGAGCACUUGGUCGAGGAGCAUGCUGACGUCGACAAACCGGGGGUCGGUCAAGCAGCAUUCACAAAUCCGCUCUGGAGUGCUGCAGAAUGCAACCAUUCACGAAUUGUGGCGACGCUUCUCCGUGCUAGGGCUGACGUCGACUGGAACAAUGUAGAAGGCAGGACUCCCUUGUGGUGCGCCGUUGCCAAUGGAAGCUUACAGUCUGCACGCUAUUUGCUCAAGGCUGGUGCCAGCGUGAACUGCACGGAUCAGCAUGGGGACGCGCCAUUGUGGGUAGCAGUUGCAUGCGGGCAACCCGAAGCAGUCGAGUGUUUGAUUGCAGCACUCGCUGAUGUGAACCAAGUGGCCGGGAACGGCCAGUCCCCGCUGUGCACAGCGGCCCUGAGAUGCGACCUACCUGCCGUCCGCCGGUUGUUGAGGGCUGGUGCCGACGUGAGCGACUGGCAAGGCAGAUCGCCGGCAGACCUAACCAUCAGCACGGAGGUGAAGGAAGAGCUGCACAAGCACGGUCCCAAGAUGCUGCCACGAGACCAGCAUGGCAAGCGACCUCGGUUGAAGCUUUCCAAAGAUGGAAGUGCCCAGAAGAGAAGUCCAGGUCCGGGGCAUGCUUGUCAGCAGAUGCUUCCGUGUUUAUGA
Symbiodinium necroappetens is the source of this 882-nucleotide messenger RNA. Lineage: Eukaryota; Dinophyceae; Suessiales; Symbiodiniaceae. The record is from the annotation of a GenBank genome assembly.